Molecule: messenger RNA, 858 nt
Organism: Helicoverpa zea (corn earworm)
Lineage: Eukaryota; Metazoa; Arthropoda; Insecta; Lepidoptera; Noctuidae
Product: DNA-directed RNA polymerase III subunit RPC9-like
Exons: 5
Coding region: 185-562 (125 amino acids)
Biological process (GO): transcription initiation at RNA polymerase III promoter
Cellular component (GO): RNA polymerase III complex
Molecular function (GO): nucleotide binding
Source: RefSeq, a predicted model, not a curated record
AACGCUCAACGCUGACAAGCGACAGAUCUUGGAUAUGCUUUAGGUUCUGUGUUUAUAAUUGUUAUUUGUUAAUAUUCAAGUUUGUUUUGUGGUUGUUUCUGCAAUUCGUAUUAAACAUAUUCUGUAUUAGGCACUAGUUGUUGACUACUUACAUUGUAUCUUAUUUUUGGUAGUAAUCUUCCAAAUGGAGACAAUUAAAGCGAAUGCAGCAUUCCUGUGUAAUUUCGAAGUGAUGCAAAUAUUACAGCAACUUAAAGAUAGUACACAGAAGAAACACAAACGAGAAGGAUCAUUAGCCACUGUCACAUACGAGACAGUACACUACCUUCAAGACACAGACUGUAAGAAACAGACUGCACAGUCUAUACAGAGCUUUCUAGAAGCCAUGAAGAAGUUCAAAUUGACAAAGACUGAGAAACUGAUGAUGGUCAACACGCCACCGAGAACAGAGCUGGAGAUUCAGUUGAUUGUUCAAGAAAGCGAGGAGCGUCUAUCAGAAGAUGAAGUCCGUCAAAUUAUCGAGCUAGUCAAUGAGUUCCUGCCACCGAAUGAUAGCAUUUGACAACCAAAAGCGGGGUCUAGCGCCGAGACUACUACUGAGACUACUGAGUAAUAUCUUGUAACCAAAACAAGAUUAUUGUAAAAACUAACUUAUUUAAGGUGGAAGAACCUUGUGCCCAUACGAUUGUAUGAAAAAUAUUUGUAUAUGUACACUUAUUCAUAAAAUACUAGAUUACUUGCUGUAUUUUAUGUUUUCCUAGGUAUCAUAAUUUAUAUAUUUAUAAUAAAAUGCAUGUACCUAUAGUUGUUUGCAUUUAAGAAAGACAUUAAAUUUGUUAAUGCUUGAUAGUGAGAUCA